GUCCUCCGCGCCGCCAGGGGGCGGCAGCGCAGCCGCGGCGCGUCCCGGACGCUGCGUCAGCGCCAAUGGAGCGGCGCGAGCGGGAGGCGGGAGCGGCCGGCCGCUAGAGCACCCCCCGCCAUGGGCCAACGCCCCCCGUGAGCCCCCGGCCCGGGCCCGGCGGUGCUGGCGGCGGUGGGGGGGGGGGCGCGGCGGAGGAAUUUCCCCCCCCCCCCCAACCCUGGGACCCCCGAGAGAGCGACAGCCAUGAGCGCCCCCCCGCGGUCGGAGCUCGCCGCCGCCGCCGCCGCCCUGCUGCGCCUGGGCGAGGAGCGCCCCCCGGCGGCCGCCAUGAACCUGCUGCAGCGCAAGGGCCGCCCCGAGUGGCGCCCCCGCGAGGAGGAGCCGCGCAAGGGGGUCCCCAAGGCGCGGGACGGGGGGUCCCUGCGUCGCCCACUGCGCGUGGGGUUCCUGACCCUGCCAGCGCCGCAGGAACGCGGCCCCCGGCCCUGUGCCCCUGGCAUGGCCCCCCGCUCCCUGUCCUGCCACGCUGUGGGGCUCCCGGACUCGGGGGUACCCCUGCGCCCCCCUGGGCCCCGCACCGGGCCCCCCGAGGGCCGGGGGCUCGAGGCACCGCCCGCCAAGAGAGGUGGCACCCCCCGGGGGGGCUGCGUGCGGCAGACGCCUCCCCUGAAGCCCUCGCGCAGCCCACAGACCCGGCUGUCGGCCGGGGCCCCCCCACCCCCCCUGGCCGAGCAGGGGGAGGGGGAGGAGCCCGUAUACAUCGAGAUGGUGGGGGACGCCCGGGGGAUCCCGGGGACGGAUCCCCGGCGGGGGGGGGCCGGGAGGAGCACCCCCCCUCCCGCCGAGGAGCCCGAAGCCAUUUAUGAGGAAAUGAGCUGCCCCCUGCCCGCGGGGGAGGGGCCGGGACACGCCCCUUUCCAGGGACACGCCCCAUUCCACGGACACGCCCCCCACACCGCCCACGCCGCUUUCAGUGGCCACGUGCCGCACUCUGGCCACGCCCCCUACACCGGCCACGCCCCCUUCUCUGGCCACGCCCCUCACGCCGGCCGUGCCCCCUUCAUAGGCCACGCCCCCUUCUCCGGCCCCGCGCCCGGCCCCGCGCCCAUCCCCCCGCCCUUCCCCAACCUCCUCCGCCCCGCCCCCCCCCGCUGGCCCCGCCCCCCGAGGGCGCCUCGCGCCUGCCGCUCCCCUCGCGCCGCGAGGCCCCUCCCCCCGCCCGCGCGCGCAGCCACUCCACGCCCCUCCCCCCGCACCACGCGCCGGGAGGGGCGGGGCGCGAGCGCGGGGGGGCGGGGCUCGGGCCGCUGCCGCUCCCGCCUUCCGCCGAAGCCCCGCCCCCCGGAAAGCGCCCGCCCGCCUACGAGAGCCUGCGGGGGGGGCGUGGCCUCGGGAGGCCCCGCCCCGGCCCGCGAAGAGGACCCGCCCUCACGCCGAGGGGGCGGAGCCUCCUCCCGGCGCGGGAAGGAGACCGAGAAGGCGCCGGAGCCCCCCCGGGAGGAGCGGGGGGGGGCGGGGGCCGUUCCCCCCCCCUCGGGGAUCCCCGUCCGGGCCGAGGGGCCCCGGGGGCGGCCGGGACCCCCCCUUCCCUGCCAGACCUUCCCUGCCUGCGGGAGACCCUCGGAGCUCCCCGGGGGUCCCCGCCUGGGCCGCUCCGCCUCCACCUCGGGGGUGCGCCAGGCCGGGGCCCCCCCGUUCCCACGCGGUCCCCCCUCAUCGCGCCCCCUCUCCGGAGGGGUCCCCGGCGGGGGUCCCGGGGGGGGGUUCCCCGCCGCCCCCCGGCCCCGGGACGGGCAGCUGCAGGAGGUGAUCGACCGAAAACGCUGCGUCUGCACCGAGAUAAAGGCGCGGGGGGGCGGGGGGGGGGGGCUGUGCAAGCAGGACAGCCUGCCCCCCCUGCCCGCCCCCCCCGCCUGGAAAGGGGGGGCCGCUCCCGAGGGCCGCCCCCCGCCCCCGCCGCCUCCCGGCACCCCCCCGGCCCGCCGGCCCCACGCCGUGCUCUGGGACACCGCGAUCUGA
Corvus hawaiiensis (hawaiian crow) is the source of this 2022-nucleotide messenger RNA. It is a transcript of the gene NYAP1, whose product is annotated as neuronal tyrosine phosphorylated phosphoinositide-3-kinase adaptor 1. The record is from RefSeq and is a predicted model, not a curated record. Gene Ontology annotation, biological process: neuron projection morphogenesis; phosphatidylinositol 3-kinase/protein kinase B signal transduction. NCBI's taxonomy places the organism in Eukaryota, Metazoa, Chordata, Aves, Passeriformes, Corvidae.